AUGGUCGUCGUACAAUGUACAUAUAACAUCUUCGCUGUUCUAGCUCCAAUUGGACCUUUGCGUAAAGUUCAAGAAAAAGCGGGUGACUAUAGUCACGACGUUCUUCGAUUUCUGAUGUUUACCGCUGAUGCGAAACAGUCACCUGAAGUCGUGGAAGAACCUGACAGCCAGGAAGAAGAAUCGUCAUCAUCAUCCGAAGAGGAAGAGGAAAGUGGAGAAGAGAAAGAAAAAGAAGUUGAAGAUGAACAAAAAGCACAAGCUAGCGUAGCUCCCGCAGAUGACGCGAAACAACCUCCAUCCGAUACGACCUCGUUCACGCUUACCACCGAGGAUAGCGGG
This is a messenger RNA of Cylicostephanus goldi, 339 nucleotides long. Lineage: Eukaryota; Metazoa; Nematoda; Chromadorea; Rhabditida; Strongylidae. The record is from the annotation of a GenBank genome assembly.